AUGUUGGUCUCGUUGACCGUCGGCAAGGUAGACGCCGGCGUCGCCGUGCUCUUGACUCAGGAUAAUCGCCUUAUUGAAUUCCCCUCCGUCCUCCUCCCCAACAACAUCGCCUCCGGCAGCAUCGUCGACAUCACCGUCGCGCGCAACCACGCCGCCGAAACAGCCAGCGCAUCGGCCUUCCAGUCCCUCCAGAAGCGAAUCCUGAACACAUACGGCGUCAACCCCCCUUCGCCGCCCGUGCUCCGCCUCCGCAACGCCACGCAGACCUCGCUCGUCCUCGAAUGGGACCCGAUCGACCUGGCCACCGCGUCCGUCAAGUCGCUCUCCCUCUACCGCAAUGGCUCCAAGGCUGGCUCCAUCCCCCGCCCGCUCGAGACGCGCAGUACCAAAAUCAGCGGCCUGGCCAUUCACACCGAGUACACGUUCCGUCUCGUUCUGCGCACCACCGCUGGCACAUACCAGUCAGAGAAGCUGACCUGUCGCACACACAAGAUGACCGACUUAUCAGGCAUCACCGUGACACCCGGAGUCAUCGAUCCGCAGCGGAAGGAGGCUCUGGCCGCGGCACUGGACCGGAUUGGUGGCAAGAUGAUUGAUUCCGUCCGCAUCGACACCACACACUUCGUCUGCACGGAGGGACGGGGCCCGCUGUGGGAGAAGGCCGUGGAGAUGAACAUCCCCGUCGUGGUGCCUGAGUGGGUAGACCGUUGCGAAACGGAGGGGACCAUCGCCGGGGUCCGAGGGUAUUAUCUCGAUGCAGACCCGAAGGCGCGCCAGUUGGGCCCGAUUCACGGCUCCUCGCACCAGCGCACCACGUCGACUCUGUCGACAUCCACCGUCGCCAACCAGGGCCGCCCCAGCACGCAGCCUCAGCAGAGCACCGAGCAGGUCCAGACCAUAAACGAGCCUCCUCUGACGCCCUUCCCUGGUGGGGAGCCGAGCGAGCGACCACAUGCACAGACGCAUGAGGUCAGUUCGGAGGACGAGGAAGACGACCUACCCCCUCCGCCGCCACCACCAAAGGAUGAGGAGGAGGAAACGCCCACAGAAGAACAUGCCCAUCAGAACGGCGUGACACGACCCGAGACAUCACCAGAUGAGAACGGACACGAGAGCGGUAUCGAGAACGACGAUUCAAUCACCCUGCCACAGAACAUGCCCGCGGAAGAAGAAGAGCCCGUGCCGACGACGAGUAACGGCAGCAGCGUCAAGAACAAGGGCAAAGAGGGCGAGGGCGACUUCAAUGAAGUCCCGCUCUAG
Molecule: messenger RNA, 1260 nt
Organism: Penicillium lagena
Lineage: Eukaryota; Fungi; Ascomycota; Eurotiomycetes; Eurotiales; Aspergillaceae
Product: putative chitin biosynthesis protein (Chs5)
Exons: 2
Coding region: 1-1260 (419 amino acids)
Biological process (GO): Golgi to plasma membrane transport; conjugation with cellular fusion
Cellular component (GO): exomer complex; trans-Golgi network
Molecular function (GO): protein dimerization activity
Source: RefSeq, a predicted model, not a curated record